Molecule: messenger RNA, 15000 nt
Organism: Debaryomyces hansenii CBS767
Lineage: Eukaryota; Fungi; Ascomycota; Pichiomycetes; Serinales; Debaryomycetaceae
Gene: MDN1
Product: AAA family ATPase midasin
Exons: 1
Coding region: 1-15000 (4999 amino acids)
Biological process (GO): ribosomal large subunit assembly; rRNA processing
Cellular component (GO): nucleus; preribosome, large subunit precursor
Molecular function (GO): ATP hydrolysis activity; ATP binding
Source: RefSeq, a predicted model, not a curated record
AUGGUCAAUAUGAAUAAUAAUAUAGUUGUAAAUAUACAAAAAUCUGAGUCGUUGUACCAGAUUUUUAAAGAUCAUAAUUCAUUGAAGAAUAUUCCAAAAAUCAUUAAACUUGACAAGACAUUAACUAUUAAUGAAAAUUUAAAUAACUUAUCAUUAUUUGCAUUGCAUCCAUCUACUACAAUUCCAGUAUUUUACUCAUUUGAACCAAUUUUUCUUGAUUUAAUGUCAAGAUGGAUUAGUAACCCUACAAAUGUUGAAUUUGAAUAUAAUAGAGUUCAUAUGAAUGGUGAAACUAAUCAAAUUUCAGGUUCAGUUAUACUUUCUGCAUUAUCCAGAUUGAUUGGAUUAUGCAAUGAGUCUUUGAAUUUGAUUGAAUACUUUAUAACUAAGGUCGAUUUCUUUUCGAGUUUGAUUAAUAUUUCCAAUACAUCUAUACCAACCGUACAUCACGAAGAAUUAGAGCAUAUCUUGCUAGCAUUUUAUAGAUUAACUUAUUGGAAUAUUGGAAGAUUUAAACAAUAUAUUAUGCCAAAGGCAUUAUAUGCGAUCAUGAAAAUUGAAGAUACCCAGUAUAAUGUCUCCAAGUACCUAGCUGUCCAAAUUUUGUGCAGAUAUUUGAAUGCUUCUGAAAAAUCGCAAAUUGAAAUGUUAAAUAGCCAUAUUGGGCUUGAAGAUUCCUUAAAAGGCUCUUAUGAAUCAGACCCGUCUAUUGAUUAUAGGUUUUUGCAUUUGAUCGAAGCUAAAAGAUUGUCGAAUUUUACGAAGUUGCCAAAAGAUGUUGAUUCUGGCAAGUCAGAUAAAUUUCUUGCUGUGGAACCAAAAGAUUUAAAUCCACUAGUUACGUCUAUUUGUGGUAUAUUAGUCCCAAAUUUAAUUAGCAAAGAUGAAAAAACAUGUCAAAAUAAGUUAAAGCCAACAGAUCUCGUUCCAACCGAAAACUCAAUUCACGUAUUAAGACAAUUAGCUCAUAAUAUUCAAAAUAAUAAAUCUGUUAUGCUCUACGGUAGAAGUGGUGCUGGUAAAACUUAUCUUAUUAAUCAAGUUGCGCAAUAUAUGUCGUAUGAGGAUUCAAUUGUUAAAAUCCACUUAGGUGAACAAACUGAUGCUAAGUUAUUGUUAGGUACUUAUACUUCUGGAGAAAAACCAGGUACCUUCCAAUGGAGAUCUGGUGUUUUAACAACUGCGGUUCAAGAAGGUAAAUGGGUUUUAAUUGAAGAUAUUGAUAAAGCUCCAACCGAAGUAUUGUCGGUUUUACUAACAUUAUUGGAGAAGAGAGAAUUAACAAUUCCUUCCAGAGGCGAAAUAAUUAAAGCCAAGAAUGGCUUUCAAUUAAUUUCAACUAUAAGAAUAUCUGACGAUUCGUCGAAAGAUACUAUACCGGAUUUAAUAGGUUUAAGGUUGUGGGAACUAAUCAAGGUUGCUGUUCCGACAGAAAUUGAUUUGAGAAAUAUUCUUGUAACUAAAUUUCCGCUUUUGAAGAACUUUAUAGUGCCGUUUAUCAGGUGUUACAAUGAAAUUCUUAGGAUAUAUUCGUUAAGUUCGUUUAUUUCAUUGAACAAAGGCUCACAUCCAAGGAAUAUAUCCUUUAGAGAUUUAAUGAAGUUUUGUGAAAGAUGUAAUAGAAUGCUUAAGAAUGAAGGUAUUGACAACCCAAGCCAAUUAUUAGAAUCUUCAGUAUAUGAUAAUAUAUUUGCUGAAGCUGUCGACUGUUUCGGUAGUGCAGUAACAGAGUAUAGUGCAUUAGUACCAUUGAUAAAUGCAAUUGGUGAAACCUUGGAAAUUCCUACGUCAAGAAUUAAUUUGUUUUUAAGUAAGCAUACUCCUGAUUUAAUUAAUGAUGAUGAAAAACUUAAAAUUGGAAGAGCUACUUUGGAAAAAUCGUUGGCAGAUAAAGCAUUAUUCGUAAACAGGAAGGGAGGUAAUAACUCAUCGUUUGCGAAAACAAAUCAUUCGUUGAAAUUAAUGGAACAAAUUGGUGUUUCAAUACAAAUGGUUGAACCUGUGUUACUAGUUGGUGAAACAGGUACUGGUAAAACAACAGUUGUUCAAGAAGUUGCUAAAAUGAUGAACAAGAAAUUAACUGUUAUAAAUGUUUCUCAGCAAACGGAAGCAGGUGAUUUAUUAGGUGGCUAUAAACCAGUUAAUACCAAAACUGUAGCCAUACCAUUACAAGAAAUCUUUGAAAAUUUAUUUAUUGCUACAUUUUCCAAAAAGAAGAAUGAGAAAUUCUCUCAAAUAUUAUCCAAAUGUUUCAAUAAAAGCCAAUGGAAAAAUGUUAUUAGACUCUGGUUUGAAGCUCUCAGGAUGGCAAAAGACUUACUUGCUAAAUCUGAAAAUGAUUCGGAUGAAGAAGCUGGUGGCCCAAAGAAAAAGCGUAAGUUGAGAUCUCACGAAAAGUCAAUUUUAUUAGAUAAAUGGUUUGAGCUUGAAGUGAAGAUUAAGGACUUUGAAAUUCAGUCCUCUUCUCUCGAGAAUUCUUUCGUUUUUAAUUUUGUUGAAGGCUCAUUAGUUCAAGCGGUUAGAAAUGGUGAUUGGUUGUUGUUGGAUGAGAUUAAUUUAGCUUCCUCUGAUACAUUGGAAAGUAUUGCUGACUUAUUGUCAGAAUCCUUAGAGCAAAGGUCUAUUUUGUUGACGGAAAGAGGUGAUGUCGAAUCAAUUAAAGCUCACGAGGAUUUCAGAAUAUUUGGUUGUAUGAAUCCAUCUACAGAUGUUGGUAAAAAAGAUUUACCUUUGAGUAUUCGUUCAAAAUUUUCGGAGAUUUAUGUCCACUCGCCGGAUAGAGAUAUUCAAGAUUUAUUAUCGAUUAUUGAUAAGUACAUCAACAGAUACGCAGUUGGCGAUGAAUGGGUUGGUAACGAUAUAGCAGAAUUAUAUUUGGAAGCGAAAAGAUUAGCAGAAUCUAAUAAAAUUGUCGAUGGUGCAAAUCAAAAACCACAUUUCAGUAUCCGUACGUUGACAAGAACUUUGAUUUAUGUGCGUGAUAUUGUCUCUAUUUAUGGUUUAAGAAGGUCCUUAUAUGAGGGAUUUUGUAUGGCAUUUUUAACUUUAUUAGACGUUAAGUCUGAGGAAAUUUUGAAACCCAUAAUUGUCAAAUAUACAAUUGGCAAAUUGAAAAAUGCUAAAUCAGUCAUGAGUCAAUGCCCUCCACCACCAGCAAAUAAUUCUGAUGAUUAUGUUCAGUUCAGACAUUACUGGAUGAAGAGAGGACCUGGUGAACCCCUUGAGCAACCAGAUUACAUUAUUACCCCUUUUGUUGAAAAAAAUUUACUUAAUUUAGUCAGAGCAACAGCCGGUAGAAGAUUUCCAGUAUUGGUUCAAGGUCCUACUUCUGCAGGUAAGACUUCUAUGAUCAAAUAUUUGGCAAAUAUAACUGGGCACAAAUUUGUCCGUAUCAAUAAUCAUGAACAUACUGAUUUACAAGAAUACUUAGGAACAUUUGUGUCAGACUCUACUGGUAAAUUAAUUUUCAGGGAAGGUGUUUUAGUGGAAGCUUUACGUAAAGGGCAUUGGAUAGUAUUAGAUGAGUUGAAUCUUGCACCUACAGAUGUCCUAGAAGCCUUAAAUCGUUUGCUUGAUGACAAUAGAGAAUUGUUUAUACCAGAAACUCAAGAGAUAGUUCAUCCACAUCCCGAUUUCAUGAUAUUCGCUACCCAGAACCCACCUGGUCUUUAUGGUGGUAGAAAAAUGCUUUCAAGGGCUUUCCGGAAUAGAUUUUUAGAAUUGCAUUUUGAUGAUAUUCCUCAGGAUGAAUUAGAAAUUAUUUUAAGAGAUAGAUGUAAAAUUGCACCUACAUAUGGGAAGAAAAUUGUUGAAGUUUAUAGACAAUUAUCUUUUCAACGUCAAUCAACAAGACUUUUUGAACAAAAGAAUUCGUUUGCCACUUUAAGAGAUUUGUUCAGAUGGGCGUUAAGAGAUGCAGUUGGGUAUGAAGAAUUGGCUGCCAAUGGCUAUAUGCUAUUAGCGGAAAGAGUUAGGAAAGCAGACCAAAAAAGAGUAGUCAAGGAAACUAUUGAAAAUGUAAUGAAAGUAAAGUUAGAUAUGGAUUCAUACUAUGAAAAAUUGGAGAAUAAAGCUUUAAUGAAUGUAAGUUCCUCAAUAGUAUGGACGAAGGCUAUGCGUCGUUUAGCAGUUCUUGUUUUCACUUCUAUGAAAUAUAAUGAGCCUUUAUUGUUAGUUGGUGAAACUGGGUGUGGUAAGACUACAGUCUGUCAAAUUAUUACAGAGUUCCUAAGAAAAGAGCUAAUAACGGUAAAUGCUCAUCAAAAUACAGAAACAGGUGAUCUUUUAGGUGCCCAAAGGCCUGUCCGUAAUAGAUUCGAAACACAGAGUACGUUGUUCAAUAAUUUGAUUAAUCUUUUCGAAACUCUUGGAGUUGAAAUUACACUUGAAGAUUCAAAGUUAGAUGAUUUAAUUAAGAAGUAUAAUUCAAUUGCAUCAUUUGAGAAUGUCGAUCCUGAGCUUAUUUCUGCAAUAGAGGAAGGCAAAAGAAACAGUGUGGCUUUGUUUGAGUGGAACGAUGGUCCAUUAAUACAUGCUAUGAAAGACGGUAAUAUUUUCUUACUAGAUGAAAUUUCCUUAGCUGAUGACUCUGUAUUGGAAAGAUUAAAUUCGGUCUUAGAACCUGAAAGGAGCAUAUUAUUGGCCGAAAAGGGUGUCGAUGAUGCAUUUAUUACGGCUCAUGAAGGAUUUGAAUUUUUAGCUACAAUGAAUCCAGGUGGUGAUUAUGGUAAGAAAGAAUUGUCUCCAGCCUUGAGAAAUCGUUUCACAGAAAUCUGGGUACCAUCAAUGGAUGAUUUUAAUGAUGUCAGACAAAUCGUCUCCUCUAAAUUGAAUCAUAGAGCAAAAGAUCUUUGUGAGCCACUAGUCCAGUUUUCGGAAUGGUAUGGCAAGAAGUUUGGUGCUGGUCAAACUAAUAGUGGUGUAAUUUCGCUUCGUGAUAUUUUGGCAUGGGUUCAAUUCAUAAAUUCCUGCGCCGAUGAAGUUAGUACGGAAGCAGCACUAUUACACGGUGCAUCUAUGGUAUUUAUUGAUGCUCUAGGCACAAAUAACACGGCAUAUUUAGCAGAAAAUGAAAUGAGAUUGAAAGACCAGAAGUUAGAAUGUGUUCAGAAGUUAUCAGAAUUUUGCCAGAGUGAUUUAUUGAAAUAUUACACUGACCACUUUACUGUUGACUUAAGACACGAUAUGCUAUCAUUUGGAUUGUUUUCUAUUCCAAGAGUUGAAGGUUCAAGGGCCAGUGAUUCAUUCAACUUGCAUGCUCCCACUACUGCGGCUAAUGCUAUGCGUGUUGUUAGAGCCAUGCAAGUACAUAAACCCAUCCUAUUAGAAGGUAGUCCUGGUGUAGGGAAAACUAGUUUGGUAUCGGCAUUGGCGAAAGCGACAGGUAAUUCCUUGAUCAGAAUCAAUUUGUCCGAACAAACCGACUUGGUUGAUUUGUUUGGUUCAGAUGCCCCUGCAGAAGGUGGAAAAGCUGGGGAAUUUACCUGGAGAGAUGCUCCAUUUUUAAGAGCUAUGCAGAAGGGUGAAUGGGUUUUACUAGAUGAAAUGAAUUUAGCAUCUCAAUCUGUAUUAGAAGGAUUGAAUGCCUGUUUGGAUCAUCGUGGUGAAGCUUAUAUUCCUGAGUUAGAUAAAUCAUUUACUUGUCACCCUGACUUCGUUGUUUUUGCAGCACAAAAUCCACAGUAUCAAGGAGGUGGUAGAAAAGGUUUACCUAAGUCCUUCGUGAACAGAUUCACAGUAGUUUAUGUGGAUGUUUUGAAAUCAGAAGAUUUAAACAUGAUUUCGCAACAUUUAUUCCCAAAUAUAGAUGGUGAUACUUGCUCCAAGAUUAUUAGAUUCAUGUCUGAAUUGGAAAGAGAAGUUGUUGUAAAGCGGAUGUGGGGAUCUUCGGGUGGCCCAUGGGAAUUUAAUCUCCGUGAUACCUUAAGGUGGUUGGAAUUAUUCAGCUCUAAAAAUAUUUGCGGAGACUUGACCCCUGGAGACUUCUUGAAUAUGAUUGUUUGUGAGAGAUUUAGAUCUAAAGACGACCGGAUGAGGGCUAGAACUUUAUUUGAGUCUAUAUUUGGUCAAAAGCCUAAUCGUGAUAAUCUCUACUCUAUAGGUGAUGAUUUUGUUCAAGUUGGAUCUGCAAUAAUCGAAAGAAAACAGACCGUUCAGCAUUUAACUGGAUCAAAGUUGAUUCCUUUACAAUGUAACUUUCCUUUCAUAGAAUCUGCGAUACACAGUAUCAAUCAAAAUUUACCGCUAAUUCUUGCUGGUCCAACUAAUUCAGGUAAGACGGAACUAAUAAGGUUUAUAGCAGAUAUUGUUGGUGCAAAAAUUGAUGAAUUUGCCAUGAAUAGUGAUGUUGAUAGCAUGGAUAUUCUUGGUGGAUAUGAACAGGUAGAUCUUACAAGGGCUAUAGUUGCUCUUACUAAUAAGGUCCGUAAUUUAUUAGUUGAUUUAGCAAUUGUGAAUUUAUGCUCAGAACAUACAGAACCGACUGUUUUAUUGCAAGCUUUGGAACUAAUCAACUAUAUUGAUAUCAAAGAAAUUAAUAUUGCAAAUUACAAUGAAUUUCACAGUUUCUUAAAAUCUUAUUUGUCAUUUUAUUCAAAUGAUGACCUUAUGGCUAUUUAUAAAGAGUCACAAGACUUACAGAAGAAAACAAAGGAAAACAAGAGCGUCAAAUUUGAAUGGUUUGAUGGUCUUUUAGUCAAGGCUGUAGAAAAAGGUAAUUGGUUGAUUUUGGACAAUGCUAACCUUUGUAGUCCAUCAGUUCUUGAUAGGUUAAAUUCCUUGUUGGAGACAAACGGUACAUUGAUUAUCAAUGAAUGCAGUUCCGAAGAUGGCAAACCAAGGACGAUUACACCGCAUCCAAAUUUCAGAUUAUUCUUAACUAUGGAUCCAAAACAUGGAGAAUUAUCUCGUGCCAUGAGAAAUAGAGGUAUCGAACUCUACAUGGAUUCAAUUAAAGAAAGAAUAUCAAAGUUUGAUUCCAGCUGCCUUGGAUUUCCUGUUACUGAAAAAUCAGAGAAAGACUUAGAGGAAAAAAUGAAAAACUUAGAAGUUAAUGAAGUUGCUUUUAAACCUUCAAUGGCCUUUAUCGCAGCAAAUUUGUCUACAAUUAGACCGUAUGCAUUAUUGAAUGACAUAUUUGACAGAUACAACCAAGAAAGCAAGAAUGAAAUUAUAAAUGUUAUUUUAGGUAUAAUUCCUUUCAUUUGUUUGCAAGAAUUGGAGGCGUGGAGAGAUUCCAUCUGCUCAUCUGCUGAGUUUGAUUCGCAACAUAAAUCUUUCUCAAAUGACUUGAUAGUAAGGUUGAAGUUUUUGGAAGAAGAAGGCAUAUUAACAAGUUUAUCAUCUAUGUAUUAUCCUGUACAGAAUAUGAUUAAUGGAGUGAAUGAAAAUGUCAAGAAUUUUGUCAACUAUCAAUCACUUAAUCCACUUGUGAAUUAUUAUGUCCACAACUUCAUUGCUGAAGAAGCAUUAUUCUUUGAUUCACCAGAACCAACUUUCUUAUUUGAAACAGUCUCAGGAAUAUUGGAAUCAUCUUCUUCCUUGAAUCACUUAGAGGAAAAGUCUAUGCAUGGUAAAAUUAGUGAUUUAUCUUACAUUGAAAGGUCAGCCGCAUUCCAACUUGGUAGGAAUAUCAAGAAAGUGCCUAGAUUGGAUAUAUAUCGUCUUGUGAAAAGUGUAAAUGAAUUCAUUCUCAAAGCUUUUAAAAGUGGCGCAAAAGAUAUGGUAUUCUCCUCUGAAAGGCUAUACAGAGCAUUGUUUGACUUACAUGUAAUAUGGAAGAGCUUAUUGGAUACUGCUAGCGAACAGGACGAAUCCAAAUUAAGGGUUUUUAAGGAUUUGAUUCUUUCAUGGAUUGAAAAUUAUAGUACUGAUCCUUUUAUCGUAAAUUUCGUUGAAGAACUAAAGGCAUCUGUUGAUGCCUUUGGGGAAGCUUUGGUAUUGAAGUCCGGGUUUUCCAUGGCUAAAAUUUGGGAACAAUUUAGAAUGUCAUAUCCUCUCACAGAGAAUACUUGGAAUAAUGCAGAAAUUCUAUUUGGAUUAGCAAAAGAAUUUGAUAUAGUUGCACAGGAACAGUUAAAUGAUACAAAUGCCGCAGUGUCGAACUUGAGGACUGCAAUUCUCGGACUUUAUCAAGAUAUCGUGUUGAAUAAUAUAACAGAUGAUGAUUUCUCUAUGAUAGCUGAUGACUUGAAGUCAGGAAUAUCCAAAUUAAAAGAUAUGUCUAACGCUUUUAUUUAUAAACGUCAUAAUGAAUUUAAGUAUGAAUUUUCGUUGUUGUCUAAUUUUGUUGAAUGUUCGUCUAGUAAUGGCGAUGAUAAUACUGAACUAUUAUCAUUGGCCACCCUAUCUGGUCGGUCUACUUUCUCAUUAUUGAGGUCAUCGCAUUCUGAUAUCUUUAAUCCUUAUCCAUCGGUAUUUGAUAGUUUAUGGACUAUUAAAAAUGGAAAAUGUCACUCGUUAGUUCCAGGACUCUUUUCCUAUGAAAUAAUUUCAUCAUCCUUGUCUAAAAGUCAGAAAUUUUCAUCAUUCCCAGGGAAGAAUUUACAACAAAAUCUCCAAGAUAUCAAAAUAUUUACCGAUAGUAUCGUGAACAAUUCACGUUCGAUUUUGAAAGACCAAAGUGCUUUAUUUAGUGGAUUAUUGAUUUCUUGGUUUGCUAAAAUUAUUGAAGCGCACAUUAUGUCGUUUGAUCCUGAUGAUCGUGAAGUUGUAACUAAUUUGGUGAAAGAGUCGUUCACUAAGGAAUCAAUUGAACCCCUUAUUGAUAUUAUUCAGAGAUCUGAUAAUAAGGAAUUCAUUGAUGUUUGCGAAAGAUUUAUGUUUCCUUCCUUAUUCCUUGCGAUAUCUGCGCAUACUUUACAAAUUCUAGGCAAAGCAUGGAUUCUAUUCUCUUGUGGUGCAAUUCAAUUGUAUGUCCCAAGCUCGGCAUAUGAUCCUGCUAUUAGAGAACAUGUAAUCUACAAGAAAUUUAUGGAGCAACAAGCUUCGGCACAAGACAUGGUCUUGGCCUGGGAAUCAGCAAGGGAAGUUCUGUAUGGUGAUUCUGAAAUACAUGCUGAAACGGUUAUGCCAAUACUCGAUCUUUCUAAAGGUCCUAAGAAGCCGCGUGUUUUCAGACGGACUGGACUGAUUGAUCGUCUUUUUGAGGAAUGGAAGGCAUUCAUGGAUUCUACUAUUAAUGUCGAUCCAGUUAUGAAUCUUUUAAGCUCCGCUGAAGAAUUAGUUGAAGCUAGUGGUAAAAUGAUUGAUAUUUUCCAUAAUAAUUCGUCACAGUUCUUGUUACGUUUAGAUCAAAAUUUUUUGAUCUAUUCAGACCUUAAUGAUAUUUUGCGUGGUUACGUUUAUGGCUUAAAAUUUGGAUUCGAUUUGUUAUCAAUGGGAAUUGAGAAUUCUAAGACUAUGUUUGAGUUUAGUGAUGUAUGGCCUAUUAAUGUUUCAGAAUUAGCUGAUUCGUCUAAAGUUCUUGAAACAUUUCCGGCUGCGAAAGAAUUUUGUAAAAGUCUAGGGGCAGAUUCCAUCGCAUCAGAACAUAUUAUGUUGUUUUUCAUCAGAGUAUGUUUCGCCCAUAAGAAUCAUACUUCGAACAACUCGCUUGACUCCAUUGUACAACAAGCGUUCCAAUCCCUUUACUAUAGAUGGUCGUUACGUCGUAUGAAGGCUGAAGAAGAAAGUUCGCUCCAAAGUAGUUUAUACAAAUAUUCAGAUCCUUCAACCGAUAUUGAAGAUGAUUUUAAAUCAUUAUUUCCAGAUCAUGAAGAAGUUAUGAACGUUGAAAUAGAUUCCAGUAGUAAGAAUGAUUCGUUUGAGGAAGUUUAUGUCAAUAUUGGUAAGAUAUACGUUGACGCAUUUUUAUCUAGACAACAAGAUGAUAUGCCAACCUUAGUAAACCAAGGGUCCGAAUUAUGUGAAUUGUUAGCAAAUUACAAGGAGGGCUUUAAAUCCCAAAGUAAUAAUUCGCCUAUAUUAUCAGCAUUAAUAACUAGAUUAACAUCCUCAUUCAAUGAAUUAACGAGCAACAAUUUUGAAGUUGAUUUUUACCGUGGAAACAUCCCAAGUGAGUUCAAGAAAGCAAUGUCAAUAGUAUCUUCAGUGCACAUGUUUACAUUAAAGUUAUUAGAGCAAUGGCCAGAGCAUGCUACGUUACAAAACAUUGCAAGAGCUUGUGAUGAAUUUUUGGCUUUUCCUAUGCAUUGUCCAAUUUCAAGAUUAUUACAGAAGAUAGAACAAAUCUACACGUACAUAUCUGAAUGGGAAAAAUAUGCACAUAGUCAAGUUUCUCUCAAGUCUAAUUUUGAUGAAUUGACACAGCUUAUUGUUUCCUGGAGGAAAUUAGAAUUAUCUGCGUGGAAAUCUCUUUUAAAGAAUGAAGAUGAGCUGGCCGAGAGAAGUAUAGGAAAAUGGUGGUUUCAUUUAUUUGAAACUAUUAUUAUUCCUAAUUUUUCUAACCAGCAAAAGGAAGAUAUGCCAGUUGUGAAAUUGUUGGCAGCUUUGAAUGUAUUUAUGAGUCAAACAACCUAUGGAGAAUUUAUUCCAAGACUAAACUUGAUUAGGGCAUUUACAAAUCAUAUCGGUGUUAUAUCGCCUAAGGAAGUUAUUCAUGAUGCCCUUGCCAAUUUAGUUACUUUUUAUGAACAGUUUGUUUCCAGCAUUGAAGAAAAUAUUAGUAACGGGAAGAAAAAAUUAGAGAAAGACAUAUCAGAAGUUAUAUUACUUGCAAGUUGGAAGGAUGUCAAUAUUGAUGCCCUCAAGCAAAGUGCUCGCCGCUCUCAUAAUAAUCUUUAUAAGAUCGUUAGAAAAUACCGUGCGUUAUUGGCUACGUCAGUAUCUGGGAUUAUUGAACAAGGUAUUCCAGAGACCCAAAAAGUCUUAAUUGUUUCAACUGACAUACCUAGCGUUCGUGGUCAUGUCUUCGAUUCAAACAUCGUUACAAGCUCCUGUCAAGAAAUAUCAUCAUGGAACGAAAGACCUAGACGUCUCCAGAAUAUUACCAUGAUUGAUAAAAACAUGGAUAUAUAUGUAUCUCGUAUUAUCAAUGAAGAACUACCAAGUUUCUAUGAAUAUGCAAAGGAAUUGAUCGAGGAAAUGGAACGUCUUCGUAAAGAGACUCCAAAGGAAUUAAAAGAUGAUAAUAAAAAGCUUAUUGCUGCGUUGAAGACUCAAAAACGAAAACUUUUAAGUGAUACAUUACGGGAACUUAGGAGAAUUGGUUUGAAAACAAGUCUUAGAGCUGAUAUUCAUAAAAUUCAAUCAACAGUUAAUGCUAUUUUAGUCAACAGUAAGAGCUUCGAAAGUUCGAUGCUUGAAGGAUGUGAUAAACACUAUUUCAGAGUUUUGGAUAUUAUACCACGUUUGAAGGCGGCUGUUUCCAAUGUCGCUGAAGACGUUCCUCAAGUGGAUGCAGAUAAAGGUCUUGCUGCCGCUGAGAACCUUGUAUUUUCUUUGAUAACUAUUCGUGAACCAUUAUUUGAAUUUGCAACUUCUGUUUCUACAAUGGACGAAUUAUACACUUCAUUCGAAUAUUUGACAAAUUCAGAAGACUUUAAGGACACAUUAGCCAGAACAACGAUUCUUGCAUCAACGAAAUUGAAUUUAUUUGAAAUUGAAAAUAUUUUAUUCUGGCUUCCUAAGCUUUUGGAUUAUGCUUUGCAUGUUAUUCAUUCUAGUUUCAAAUUUUCUGACUCAAUUAGCACAGAGAUAUAUUACAAAGCUAAGGCCAAUAUUAACGAAUUACUCAGCCAAUUGUCUGGUAUCGAUAAGAAUGUGACCAAACAAGAAAACAUUGAGUUCAUUGAAAAAUUUAGGAUUUUUUACCAAAACUUAAUUGAAGAUUUGAAUUCCUGGAAGGUAGCUACUAAUAAACUAUUCUUUGUUUCGGAUACAAUCUUAGCCUGGAUAGAGGCAAGGAAAUAUCAGCCAUUUGUGAACAGCUCCACUUCGAUAACUGAAGUCAGGACAUUAGAAGAUAUAGAGAGAGCAUUCCGUGAAUUGUCGACUUUUAUUUUAUUAACAGUGCAAAAAGUUACUGAAAGCCAAUCAGAAUCAAUAAGUGAAAAUGACGAUAAUUGGUUAAUUCUUACACAACUGAGAAUGAUGAAGUAUAUUAAAUCUAUGCACAGUAAUAGAAUGAUUCAGAAAAUGCAGCAGUGUUUUAACAUCAUAUCGAAAGUUGAACAUAAUUCCGAAACAUCGAGAUUGACUUCAGCGCUUGCUAGUUUUACUUUGCCUCUUAUUCGUCACUAUUAUAAAUUAGCUUUGACAAUUCUUGACAAAACUAGAUCUAACUAUACUUCAACAUCACAUGCAACGUUUAUAUUAACGUCAUCUCUUCAUACAUUAGCUACUAAAGGUUUCUGUUCUCCAGAGCCGCCAUCUGACCAAAAGGAGAACGACAAUUUACAAGACGGUACAGGUUUAGGUGAUGGAGAUGGGGCAAACAACAAUUCUAAGGACAUUGAACAAGAUGAUGACUUGACAGAAGAUGCUCAACAACCCAAUGAAGAUAAUAAGGAUAAAGAUGAUAAAGAAGAUGAAGAUGACAAUGCAGUUGAUAUGGAGGGGGAUAUGGCUGGUGAUCUUGAAGAAGCUUCUGAUCAAGAAAAAGACGAUGCGGAAGACGACGAAGGUGACGAUGAAGAAUUGGAUGAAGAGGUUGAUGAUAUUGAUGAUCUCGAUCCAAAUGCUAUCGAUGAAAAGAUGUGGGAUGAAGAAGCGAAAGAGGAUAACAAAGAAAAGGAUUCAGAUAAAAUGCCAGAAAAUUCAACUAAUGAUGAUGAUAAUAUGGAAGCUAAAGAAGAUGAAGAGAAAGGUUCUGAUGAUAAGAAUAAAAACGACGAAACGAAAUCUAAUGAUCAAGAAGAGAAUGAAGACAAUAGUGAAGAUGAAAACAACGAUGAAGAAGGUGACGAUAAAGACGUAGGUGAGCAAGAUGAUGAAGUUCAGAAUAAAGAAAACGAACAGCUUGAAGAGCACGUCCCUGAAAGUGAAGUCCUAGAUCUUCCUGAAGAUAUGAAUCUUGAUUCCGGUGAUGAAGAAAAGGAAGAGAAUGAAGAUGAAGGGGAUGAUUUUGAAGAUAAGAUGGAUAUCGACCUUGAUGACGAGAAGAAUGAAGUAAAGGACGAAGAUCAAGAUAAAAUCCCAGAAGAGGAUCACAAGACUAAUGAAAAUGAGGACGGUGAAGAAGAUGAAGAAGAGGAGGAGGAGGAGGAGGAGGAGGAGAAUGAUGAUGAGAAUGGAGAAAAUGAUCAAAACAAUGAUGUUUCGGAGGAGCCAAACGAGGAAGGUUUUGAUUCAGACGAAGAUGUCGCCAAGGAUAAAGGUAAUGAAGAAGAAGACGAAGAAGAUAAAGAAACUGGUGGUAAUGAUAAAGAUUUAAACCAAGAGACAGCUGAAGGAGUUGAUGGUGCAGACGAUGAUGCUGCUAAUGAAGACAUGGACAUGGAAUCAGCAGUGAAGCAGGAGUCAGGAGAAAAGGGAGAUGGUUCGGAUAACCAAGUUAUCGAAGAGAAUGAUGAUAUAGGGGCCACAGGAGGAGCAUCAGCGGACUCUAACCAACAAGAUAUGGAAAAGGAAGAUAAAAAUACUCCAGAUGAUGCUCGUGAUAUGGCCAAGGAAUCAUUGAAACAAUUGGGUGAUUCAUUAAAGGAAUUUCAUCGUCGUAGACAAGAAAUUAAAGAAUCGUCAAUUGAAGAGAAACAAGAUACUAAUCAAUCAGCAAAUGAAAGGCCUGAUGAAUUCCAGCAUGUUGACGGCGAUAAUGCAGAUUUUGACACGCAAGCGUUAGGUGCAGCAGAUAAAGAUCAGACCCAAGCUAUUGACGAAGAAAAUGCUAUUGAUGACGAUGAAGAAGUGGCAAAUGAAGAAAAACAAGAAGUUAAAGAAGAAGCAGAAGAAAUAAAAGAAGAAGAUAAAAUGGAUAUAGAUGAUAAUGUUGAAGAAAUCCAAGACCAAAAGGCUGAUCCUGAAGCCGAUUUUGAAGGUAAAACAAAGGGGAUAUUUAUGAAUGAAGAAAGAUUGGCGGAAGAAGAUGAUUUAAUCAUAAAUAGCGAAUUGAACGAUAUGGAAAGUAGACUCGACGAAGAAAUGGACAUUGUUAACGAUAAAAAAUAUGAAGAGAAUGAUGAUAUUCCUCCUAUUGAUAUUGAAGAUGCUCGGGAAUUGUGGAAGACCAGUGAAUUGGCCACACAAGAACUAGCAUCAGGUUUAUGUGAACAAUUAAGAUUAAUUUUGGAACCAACAUUAGCUACAAAAUUACGGGGUGAUUACAAGACAGGUAAAAGACUUAAUAUGAAAAGAAUUAUUCCUUAUAUUGCAUCUGAUUUUAGAAAAGAUAAGAUUUGGUUAAGAAGAACUAAACCGUCAAAGAGACAGUAUCAAAUUAUGAUAGCAGUUGAUGAUUCCAAAUCUAUGAGUGAAUCCAAAUCUACAGAAUUAGCUUUCCACAGUAUUGCGUUAGUAUCAAAAGCGUUAACACAAUUAGAAAGCGGUGGAUUAUCGAUUGUCAAAUUUGGAGAAAGUGUCAAAGUCGUUCAUCCAUUUGAUAAGCCAUUUAAUAAUCAACAGACAGGGUCUAAUAUAUUCCUGUGGUUUGAUUUCCAGCAAACAAAGACUGAUAUCAAGAAGUUAUGUACAGAAUCAUUGAAAAUAUUUGAAACUGCAAAAUCAACAUCGAAUGAUGAUUUAUGGCAGUUGCAGAUCAUAAUCUCGGAUGGUGUUUGUGAGGAUCACGAUACUAUACAAAGAUUAGUGAGAAAAGCUAGAGAAGAAAAAAUCAUGCUAGUUUUCGUGAUCGUUGAUGGAAUUAAUUCAAGUGAAUCGAUAUUGGAUAUGAGUCAAGUGAACUAUGAAACUGAUCCAAGUACUGGGGCUAUGAGUUUGAAAGUCAAUAAGUAUUUAGACACCUUUCCAUUUGAGUUUUUCGUGGUGGUUAGAAAUAUUAAUGAGCUUCCUGAAAUGCUUUCCUUGGUCUUAAGACAAUAUUUUACUGAGGUUGCUUCAAUCUAG